This is a messenger RNA of Pan troglodytes (chimpanzee), 7036 nucleotides long. RefSeq names its product synaptojanin 2 binding protein (gene SYNJ2BP). Gene Ontology annotation, cellular component: basolateral plasma membrane; cell junction. Bases 75 to 563 code for a protein of 162 amino acids. Gene Ontology annotation, molecular function: protein kinase binding. The record is from RefSeq and is a predicted model, not a curated record. The transcript has 5 exons. Gene Ontology annotation, biological process: embryo development; establishment or maintenance of epithelial cell apical/basal polarity; cell-cell adhesion. NCBI's taxonomy places the organism in Eukaryota, Metazoa, Chordata, Mammalia, Primates, Hominidae.
CGCCGAGAUUGAUUCACCUUCACCUGUGCUGCACUCCAGCUGACCCAAGUAGGAAGCCAGACGAGCUGUAAAACAUGAACGGAAGAGUGGAUUAUUUGGUCACUGAGGAAGAGAUCAAUCUUACCAGAGGGCCCUCAGGGCUGGGCUUCAACAUCGUCGGUGGGACAGAUCAGCAGUAUGUCUCCAAUGACAGUGGCAUCUACGUCAGCCGCAUCAAAGAAAAUGGGGCUGCGGCCCUGGAUGGGCGGCUCCAGGAGGGUGAUAAGAUCCUUUCGCAGAAGGAGACUCAGAUGGAGGGGCAGGAUUACACACUGAAUCAUUGGCAGGUAAAUGGCCAAGACCUAAAGAACCUGCUGCACCAGGAUGCUGUAGACCUCUUUCGUAAUGCAGGCUAUGCUGUGUCUCUGAGAGUGCAGCACAGGUUACAGGUGCAGAAUGGACCUAUAGGACAUCGAGGUGAAGGGGACCCAAGUGGUAUUCCCAUAUUUAUGGUGCUGGUGCCAGUGUUUGCCCUCACCAUGGUAGCAGCCUGGGCUUUCAUGAGAUACCGGCAACAACUUUGAAAAACUUGCUCUCUUUCAAUACUCCCAAUGAAGAUACAUUUCACUCACCCUCCACCCCUGCUAUUCUGCCAUGUCUUUCCCUCUCUCUGCAUAGCCAGAUUUGAAGUGACUGAUACCCACCCCAAACCUUGCUGUUCACAGUCUCCAAUUCUUCAUAUUCUAAUGGGAAAGUAAAGGUAUUGUUUGAAGGAAAACUGAAGAAAAGACUUGGCUUAGAACAAGUGAGGAGUUAUAUAUUUUACUAGGACUUUUGAUAGAAAUUCAGCUACAACCCAAAGAGAGAAAGAUUGAGUCUUCCUGUCACCAUAGGCAAUACCUUUUUUCUUAGCUGGCAUGCCAUAAAGGCCAGCUAUGUGAUAUUAGAGGAAGAAAGGAUUUUUCUUUUUAAUGAUCUUCCUUGGGAAAUUAUUGUGGCCUUUAUUUAAUUUCUAACUACAUACCUGGGUGCCUAUAUCGACAAAGAGUGAGAAGAGCAUUUUUACUUUUUAAAAAAAGCAAAUACAUAUAUACACAUACGUAUGCAAAUAUUAUAGUAUAAUAGUGAUCCCUAUGGAGAAUUAAAGGUGAGAAAGCUACUUUGUGGUGUCUAGGUUUCUGAUAAAAGGGAUGAUCUUAACUGAAGAAUUUAAAGAGAUACUUAAACAGAGCAAAUGUAGUAGGAACAAGGGAGUGAGCCUUGUAAGAGGACGUUCAGUCUCAUUUAUUAAAAUAAUAACUGAGACUGGGAGAGGUGGCUCAUGCCUGUAAAUCCCAGCACUUUGGUAGCCUGAAGUGGGAGAUUGCUUGAGUCCAGGAGACCAGCCUGGGCAACAUAGCAAAACCUCAUCUCUAUUUAAAAAAAAAAAUAGAAAAAAAUGUAAUAACUGAAGCAACUAAUUAAAAAUCUUAGAAGAACAAUAUUUAUUCUUAUAACAGCCGACUAUGGUGAGUUAUUAUAAGGUAAAUUGCCAUAAUCCAGCGCUGCUCACAUCUAAAAAACUUUGAGGUGUAAAGGUAAAUUGUACCAAUCUCUGGGCUGCCCUAGUGACUUUUUUGAUACCUCAGAGUCCUAUUGAAGAACCAGGUGGAAUGAUUGUGGUAAGGGCUAUAGUGCUGGAGCCAAACACCCCAGCAAGAAAACUCUAAAAGGACAAAAGAUAAGGUAGUGCCUCCAAGGUGGCACCUGAACCCUCUCAGGCUACUUUUUGGUUUCUACUAACAAACCUGAGGGAAGGAACUGCCUCCCUGGCAGGAUGGGCGUCAAAUCAACUCUGGCUUCAGAUUUAGUUAAAAUGAGGCCGGGUGCAGCGGCUCACACCUGUCAUCUCAGCACUUUGGGAGGCCGAGGCAGGCAGAUCACAAGUUCAGGAGUUCAAGACCAGCCUGGCCAACAUGGUGAAACCCCAUGUCUACUGAAAAUACAAAAAUUACCUGGACAUGGUGGCGCGUUCCUGUAAUUCCAGCUACUCAGGAGGCUGAGGCAGGAGAACUGUUUGAACCAGGACCUGGGAGACGGAGGUUGCAGUGAGCCAAGAUCACGCCACUGCACUCCAGCCUGGGCUACAGAGCAAGACUCCAUCUCAAAAAAAGAAAGGCAUGGAUUGCUAGUAUUUUUGAAAGGCUUUAUACACUACAUACGGCUUUUAAUAAACCUUUUUGCAGCAAGAGGGAGGAAAAGAGUUUUGUUUGCUUUAGGAGGUAGGGAAAUGUGGUAGGUGUUUCAUGCGGCCUAGGAGGAGGAUAUGAAUGAAUGGAUACUAUGGAAUGCCAGUGAUCUUGAUAAGGUGGGAACCAUCCUGUUCAUGUUCUUUUAAGGCUGGUUUUAAGCACUAUGGGUAGCUGAAUUUUCUGGCUUUAAGAAAAUCAUUUCCAUUAGCCAAAUAUAUUGGCCAUACUAUAGGCCUUUUAUAAUUUUGUUAGCAAGAUUAUCAGGACUCAGGCAAUCAACUGUAUUUCAUUUCUAGCUUGGACAGUCUGGUAAUUAAAUGUUGAUUGGACAUCAGCUGUGUCAAGACACUUUUACAAAGAAGUACAGUGCAUAUUCUCCAUCCCAUAGGGCUUUUGGGUUCCAACUGCGAAGACAACACUCUUAUUGGCCACAUAGGUAGGACAGUGUAAGUAGGGGUCGUGUUUAUAUUACAGACAGCAAAAGAGAAAAGUUACUGAGAACUGGGGCAUUUGAGAAAGUUACGUGGAGGAAAGGGACAAGUUAAAGACCCUUAAGGACCUCACAGCCUAGUUAAGAGAAUUCAUAAACAGGUGAGAAGUUAAAAGUAUAUCAGCAGGCUAAGUAUUGAAAACAAUAUUAAAGGGGUACCAUGCAAAACACGAUGCAGCAACAAAGAAGAUAUGCAGGUAAUCAUCACAUUUUCUUUUAGAAAUUCAGGGGAAAAAAGAUGUCACAUAAUGGCAUCAGGCUCAAUUGGAAAGGGAAGGCUUUUGAAAAUAAGAGGUCCAGUAAGACCUUGCCUCUGGGUCACUACUGGUAUAGGGAGAAACUUGCUUUAAACAGUCCUGACAUAAAGUGCCUUUUGACAUCAACUAUUCAAUACCUUUGAGACUCACUUAGACAACUGGACUCAUUGUAGGUUCCACAGAAAAUCACAGACAACAUUCUAGUUGUCACUCCAACCAGCCACACUAGGAGGGCACAGCCUCUGGUACCCUUUCUGUUCCUGAAGGCAUGUACAGCGGCUUCUACAGCAAGCUUGCUUACCUCCCAGGAUUCACCUCAUGGUUUGGACACUGAUUCCUGAGAGAGCCUUGAGACACACAAAGUGAAAAAAAUGUCAAGCAGGAAUGAAAGCUCUAGUUUUUUGCUUGUUGGUAUAUGUAAAUUUGUUUUAAAAGUAUCCAUCCUGUCGUUGGUAGAAGUUUUGCUUUGGUUGAUAAUAGAGAUUCUGAUGUACUCUUAUAACUUAGGUUUUCUCAGAAAUUAAAUAGCAUUGAAGAUCAAUGUAAUACAGUUUUAAGCAGGUACACUAAUUAUAUUAUUGAUUCUAUAGAAAACUAAAAUUAUAGAUGAGGUAUCAGAAUCCAUUAUAGGUUGUAAAAAAAUUCAUGUUCUUCAUAGAUUGAGUCUAAUAUUUCUUCUAUAGAUUGCAUCUAAUGUUCCUACUACCUAAAUUAUUACGUUCAAAGUUUUGAAAAUUGAACGAAGGUAUUUUUCAGUACUUAAAACAUUUCUCUAUCAUUCUGUAUUACAUGUAUAAUUAUAAGAUAUUGUUUGCUUCAACUAGCUGUACUUUGUUUUCCUGUGAAGUUUCAACUUAUGUGUUAUCGAUUUAACUUAAUUGUUCCAUCUAGCCAUGUAUAAUGGAAAAAGGAAGUUAAUAUUUGUUAUUGUGUUCUAUGCCAGGGACUGUACCAAACUCUGAUUGGUACAUUAUUUCAUGUCUCACAACUCUGGGAUCUAAGUAUUGUCACAAAGAGACUAAAAAUGAGAUAAAAAAUUACUUGACUAGGAUUACAUAGGUGGUAAUAAUAGAAUCAGGAUUUAAACUCAGGACUUCAGAUGCCAGCAUCAAUGAUAUUCUCUCACUGGAAGUGGUUCUCAAAGCAAGGUCCUGACAAAAGCAUCAGCAUUACUAGGGAACUUGUUAGAAAAGCAAGUUCAUAGGCUGGGCAUAGUGGCUCAUGCCUGUAAUCCCAGCACUCUAGGAGGCCUAGGCAGGCGGGUCACUUGAGCUCAGGAGUUUGAGACCAGCCUGCACAACGUGAUGAAACCCUGUCUUUACUAAAAGUCAAACAAAUUAGUGGUGCAUGCCUGUAGGCCCAGCUACACGGGAGGAUUGCUUGAGCCCAGGAGAUUGAGGUGCAGUGAGCCGUGAUUGCUCCACUUCAUUCUAGCCUGAGCAACGGAGUGAGACCUUGUCUCAAAAACAAACAAACAAACAAACAAACAAAGAAACAAAAAGCAAGUUCCCAGAAGAGAAAAAAGAAGUUCCAGACCUAGUGAAUCAAAAACUCUGAGCGUGGCAUCUCACAAUCUGUGUUUUUGUAAUCCUUCCAGGUGACUGAUUCAUGCUAAAGUUUGAGAGUCAUUGCUCUAUGCCAAUCAUCAUUCCCUUUGCUCAGGUUAGAAUCAUCUGGAGAGCUUAUAAACGUCCCCAUGCCCAGGCUGCACACAGAUCAAUUAAAAGGAACCUCUGAGGGUGGGACUCAAGCAGCAGUAAAAUAAAGUUCAUUGAGUGAUUCUGGUGUGCAGCCGCAGUUGAAAAUGUUAUAUAGCAUUUAAACAAGACACUAUUUAAUUAAACUAAACACUAUUUAAAUUAUUAAAUUACAUACAUUGCUUCAGGCAAAACAACAACAACAACAACAACAACAAAAACUUGGGCCUUUAGAGCCCAGCUUUCUGAACUUCUGCACGAAGUAAGUGGAACAUUCAUUUCUUCCUGAUUUGCUAAGGAUUGAUCAACCUCCAGCAAAAUGUAUGAUUAGUGAGUGUUUCAGUUGGUGCAUCGAUUAAAUGAGAACCAAUCAUAGAAUAUUGAAGCUAAAAAGGACCAGAGAGCUUCUAGGAUGAAUCUGUCUUAGAGAUGAGAAAAAUAAAGGCUCAGAGAGGGAAGCUAACUUAACUCUAAUCAGACUUAGUUUGUUGCAGAAGUGACCUUUCUGUCUCAUAUUUAUGUCUUGAAUAUAUUCACUACAUGAAUACACAGACUACCCAUUUUAUCUUAGUCUACUUUCUUCUCUCUUUGGGCCUGAAUAAAGAUCAGAACUGAUAGACAGCUAAAGGAUAUUGCAAGCAUCAUUAUUGGAAUUGGGAGAUUCCACAGAACAAUCUGAGAAUGAUCUCAUCUUAUUCUGAGACUAAUUCCAAUAGUUCUAGAGACUUUUUUUUUAUGGUGGACAUUGUUUUUAUUGUGUAAAUAAGCAAUUUUUAAAGUAUAUUUAAAGAAAUGAAACAUAAGGAAGUAUAUAGGCUGUCAGGUAUGUGGGGAAGUGAAGUUCAUGUAGUUUUCAUGUGGAGCCCAUACAGAUUUUAUUAUAGUCAAUUUUAGUGAAAUUUAUCCUUGGUCAGAUGAAGGUUUUUUUCCUUCAUUCAGCAAAUAACUAAUGAGUGCCUACUAUGUGCUAGGUGCCGAAGAUAGAGAGAUAAAUAACACUUAGUCACUCUAAGCUGAAAUUGCUCAGCAUAUGAAAGUGGAGGAAUAUUUGUAGGUGAUUUUGAUGUUAAAGUAUUUUUUUAACAUCACCUGGUAGUAGAAGAUUGAGUUAUGAAGCUGUCUACCUCUCACCUAUAAUAGUUUUAGAGUUGGUUGCUAUUUUGGUGUAAGUCUCUUUUGCUGUUCCUCUUUUAACUGCAAAUCUUUUUGAGACCAGCACUCACAUCCAAAAGGGCAAUUGUGAUAAAAAAGAAGACAGUAUUUUAAGGAUUCUGAUCAGAACCAGAUUCUUUUCUUUUCUUUUUUUUUUUUUUUUGGAGACGGAGUCUUGCUCUGUCGCCUAGGCUGGAGUGCAGUGGCACGAUCUCAGCUCACUGCAAUCUCUGCCGCCCGGGUUCAAGCGAUUCUCCUGCCUCAGCCUCCCCAGUCGUUGGGAUUACAGGUGUGUGCCACAACGCCUGGCUAAUUUUUGUAUUUUUAGUAGACAUGGGGUUUCAGCAUCUUGGCCAGGCUGGUCUUGAAUUCCUGACCUCGUGAUCCACCCAUCUCGGCCUCCCAAAGUGCAGAACCAGAUUCUUAACUGCCACAGACUCUUGUAUUAUGUAAUUUAUAUACAGAACACAAAGCACUUGAUUUGCUUAACUGAUGUACUUGAUGAUACUAUAAAACCUAUAUUAUGAGAAAGCAUUGCUCCUUCAAAGGAAUCAAGUGAUAGCAAACACUCGGUCCUGUUUCCAGGUUUUCCUCACUGUUCAUUUUGCCUUUGUUCUUGCAGGGGGAGAAUGAGAGGGGCGAGAGCUAAAGUGUGUUGUCAAUGCAAGUCAAUCAUUAACCAACAAUAAUUUACAAAAGAACUUUAUAUUUGCUGUAAUCAUUAAAUUUAGUUACUAAUCCCAGGAAAAGGGUUAGUCCUUCUUCCUAGUUUGUAGAUUUGCAAAUGGAGAUGAAUAAUUGAAUCCUAUUUUAAUCUUUUAUCUGCAGUAAUCUGGGCUUCUUAUUACCGGAUAUAUUUGCAUUUUACCUCCAGGCCAUGUUAGUUCUUAGAAGAUUAUUUUCCUCAUGAACCCUAUUUUGUUUUGCUUCCUUUCUGCUUCAAUUCUAAUGUCACAUUGCAUACCUGGAUGUAAACAGCAGUCAGUUUCUCAGAUCAAAUAGAGCCCUGUAGCAACUUGGAAGACACAGAAGACACACGGACAUAAAACUGUAUUUAUUAUCCAGGGAAUGUCACUACAGAUUAAUUAUGUUAAUGAGGCCAUCAAAAUCUAUGGUAAUCUUUCAGGCUUUGUUGUUUGAUAUCAGAUACAGCAAAUGAGAUAAUAAUGUGUCUAAUUGUGCCUAGCCAGUAUUGGUAUUUAAUAAAACUUUGUCAUUGAAUCUUUACAA